GCAGCGUGCGCUGUGCACUGAGCCACGUUCGCCCGACUCAGACUCGUUCCGAGGUCGGGCGGCUAGCUCUGCUCUUGACCACCAGCACCGUAGUGCAAGAUGCAAGUGUCGCGGCUGCUACUCGCUCUCGGCAGCGCGGCAGCUGUCUGCGGCGCACCAUUGGCGACCUCACUGCAGCAGCCGUGGCGAGGCGCGGACAAGGUCGAUCUGCGGCCCUCGCCGCACCUGCCGCUGCUGAGCUUCCGUCCGGACGGCACCUUCAAGCUCGCGAUCGUGACGGACACGCAUCUUCUGGACAACCAGCUUGCGCCAGGAAACGAGUCGGAGGUCAAUGGCGCCACAAUCGAGGAGGUGCAGCGGUACCUGGAGCGCGAGCGGCCAGACUUCGCGGUCCAUAACGGCGACGUGAUCUCUGGCGAAGCGGCGAACAACACCAAGAACGUAGAGGACGCCAUUGCGCAGCUCUUCUCGCCCUUCGUGCGCGCUCGCGUCCCUUUCGCUGUCUCGCAUGGGAAUCACGACAAUGAUCGCUACUCGACUCACGCUUCGCUGGCGCGCCUGGAGCGGGCCGUAGCUCCCCAGCUCUGCUAUUCUCGCCCUGCCCCGCCAGGGAUUGGCGGCGGACGCUUCGGCGAUGAGGUCGGCAGCGACAACUUCUGGAUCCCCAUUCAUGCAUCUCGCAAGGCAAUUCGCGGCAGCAGACCGGCGCUGCUGCUCUGGUUCCUCGACUCUCGCUCCGGACACACGACGCUCGAGCGCGGCUACCAGCCGAUCGACUCCUGGGUCGACCCGGCGGUGGCGAUUUGGCUGAAUGCCACAGCUUCAGCGAUGCAGCGGGCCUGGGGCACCUUGCCGCCGUCGGUCAUCUUCACGCACAUCCCGAAUCGCUACCACCUUGUCGCGCAGUCUAAGGCGCCCUUCAGGGCCAAGCUCGGCGGCGUGACAGACGAGCGACCUGAGCACUUCCCGGGCCCGAACGGAGACGCCUCGCGCCCGCACGCAGGCCUCAACAUCGACGACCCGCUCGACGUGCAGGACAAGGCCGCCUCGCGCGAUCAGGCGUAUCUCGACGCCAUUGCCUUCGGUCCGCUGGGCAGCUCGCGCAUCCACGGCAUCCACUCGGGCCACGACCAUGCCGCUGACUGGGUAAGCAGCUGCCCGUGCGCUCUGCCGUGCGUCGGCAGCUCUGACGCGGCUCUGCGCAGUGCUCGCCAUCGACGCUCGUGACGCAUCUCGGUCAGACUGUGCCGCUUUGCAUGUCGAAGAAGUCGGGCAGCGGCGGGUACGACGAGCCAGAGUGGAGCCACGGCUCCCGGGUGCU
Molecule: messenger RNA, 1321 nt
Organism: Tilletiopsis washingtonensis
Lineage: Eukaryota; Fungi; Basidiomycota; Exobasidiomycetes; Entylomatales
Product: Metallo-dependent phosphatase
Exons: 7
Coding region: 100-1227 (375 amino acids)
Cellular component (GO): cytoplasm
Molecular function (GO): hydrolase activity, acting on ester bonds
Source: RefSeq, a predicted model, not a curated record